CCUCCCUCCCUCCCUCCCGGGCCAGGCAGGAGAGGGCAGUCAACCUUACCCCUCCACCUCACCCCCAGACGGAGAACAUUGGGGGUGGAGGGAAGAAAUGUCCGUCACGAAGUAUCAGGAACUGAACGGGUUCAGGGUUUACGUGCUACAGGGAUGCUCUGGAGGCCCAUCAGAUGAGCCGCUCCGACCCCGGCCCAAUCAGAAGACGGGGCCUCCGCCCAGCUGCCCAGUCAAGCGCAAGUACCUGGCGGAGACGGGCAGAAUCGACCAAUCGGUGGAAGGGAGAGGCCACAGAUCCGAGGGUCGCCAUUGGACGGAUCUGAAAGACGGGCAUAAGGCCUCCAAGCUGGAGGAAGGCUUUGGCCUAGUGCAACAGGCCCGGUGUUGCCAUGGAUACGAGCGUUUGCUGAGCCCACCCUCCGAUGAGCCCCUGGCCCUGAUCAAGAAGCGGCCCAGAGUCAGCAGAGAGACAGUCACCUUGCAGGGUCCCAGCACGGUCCAACAGACCCGCCCCUCCGUCAUCACCCACGCCUCGUCCAAUCAGCACCGCGGCGGGAAAGCAGAAGGUGAGCUCAACCAAUCACAGCAGAGGGGAGAUUCACAAACCUCCGACGCAUCAACCAACACCGCCGCGCCCUGCGUCACCUGCGAUGCCGUGGUGGAGGAGCACUUCCGGAGGAGCCUCGGGUCGAGUUACCAGCAGCCAGUCCCGCCCUCCUGCUCCGUCUCCGUCUCCGAGUCGGUGGACGCGCACUUUGCCAAGGCGCUGGGGGACCGGUGGAUUCAGGUGCAGGCGGCGGGGAGCUCCCUCCCCGAGGGAUCUCAGCCCGACAGCGCGGACACGCCAUCAGCCUCCCUCCCCUAGCAGUGGACUGCCGCUCCUGCAAACCCCCCGCACUGUAAGCGCCCCGGAGUUACCCCCAGAGUUAUUCCUGGAGCAAGCCUCUCUCAGAUGAAUUCCUGAUUUAGACACGCACCCCAUUCCAUAAUCCAGACACAGACAGGCAGACGCAGACACACACACACAGGUACUGACAGACACAUAGAUGGACAGAGACAGACACACAUGCAAACAGCACACUCAAACUGACAGACACAAGUACAGACAGACAGACACAUAGACAGUGCCAGACAGAGAUAGACAGACACAGACAGACAGUCCAAACAAACAGAGACAGUCCCAGGUGCUGCUCACAUCCCAUCAACCAUCUGUACCCUGGCUGUGGGAUGGAGAUGAGAAAGAGAGACUGAGCUUUGACUCCCUCUGAGUUUUGACUGCACUCCCACCGGAGUCAGAUUUCCCCCUUCACCCUCCCCUCCCACCUCCAUUAGAGACUUGUGACAUUCCCCAUUCCCCAGGUAGAACCUCCGUCUUCCUUCCCCUCGGAAUUGUACAACGGAAUGGUACGGUGAGGUGCUUCUGGGGGCAGAUAGCUGAGAGGUGGUUGGUGGGAAGGAAGGGGGAGAGACAUUGGCCAAAACGUCCCUCACUUGCUCAGGGAAGUGUCCUAACCAUCUUCAGCUGCUUCAUCAGUGACUUUCCUUCCGUCAUAAGGUCAGAAGUGGGGAUGUUAGCGGAUGACUGCACAAUGUUCUGCACCAGUUGUAACUCCUCAGAUAGUGAAGCAGUUCAGACCCAAAUGCAGCAGGACCUGGACAAUAUCCAGGCUUGGGAUGAUAAGUAGCAAGUAACAUUCGAGCCAGGCAAUCACCAUCUCCAACAAGAGAGGCUCUAACCAUCAUCCCUUGACAUUCAGUGCUAUCACCAUCACUGAUUUCCCUACUAUCAACAUCCUGGGGGUUACCAUUGACAGGAAACUGAACUGGUUUAGCGUUAUAAACACCGUGGCUAUCAGAGCAGGUCAAAGGCUUGGAAUCCUGUGGCCAGUAACUCACCUUCUGACUCCCCAAAGCCUGUCCACCAUCUACAAGGCUCAGGUCAGGAGUGUAAUGGAAUACUCACCACUCGCCUGGAUGAGUGAAGCUCCAUCAAACUCAAGAAGCUCGACACCAUCCGGUACUAGGCAGCCCACUUGAUUGGUACCCCUUCCACAAGCAUCCAUUCCCUCCACCAUCGAUGAACAGUGUGUACGGUCUUCAAGAUGCACUGCAACAACACACCAAAGUUCCUAAGGCAGCACCUUCCAGACCCACGACCACCACCAUCUAGAAGGACGAGAAGAGGAGAUACCUAGGAACACCACCACUUGGAAAUCCCCCUCCAAGUCACUCACCAUCCUGACUUGGAAACAUAUCAACGUCCAUUGUCGCUGGGUCAAAAUCAUGGAAUCCCCUCCCUAACAGCACUGCAGGUGUCCCUGCAGCUCAGGGACUGCAGCGGUUCAAGAAGGCAGCUCAUCAUCACCUUCUCAAGGACAACUAGGGAUGGGCUAUAAAUGCUGGCUUAGCGAUACCCACAUCCUGUAAAUGAAUAACAUUCUCCCGCUCUGCCAAUGCUUGCGUCUGAAGGUGACCGGAU
Molecule: messenger RNA, 2479 nt
Organism: Mobula hypostoma (lesser devil ray)
Lineage: Eukaryota; Metazoa; Chordata; Chondrichthyes; Myliobatiformes; Myliobatidae
Product: transcription cofactor vestigial-like protein 4
Exons: 5
Coding region: 98-865 (255 amino acids)
Biological process (GO): negative regulation of DNA-templated transcription
Molecular function (GO): transcription coactivator binding
Source: RefSeq, a predicted model, not a curated record